GACCUUGGCACCGCUCUCAGUGUCUGUGAGGAAGACACGAUAUGAUUAACUAUCAGAGUAAAUCUCAGCCACCUGGUCUGGAUCUGACCUCGCGUCUGCUCUGGCAACCAGAAAUCCCCAGGAAGUCUCCCUGACUGCAGACUUCACUUUGUCCUCCAAGUUUUCCUAAAAGCCCUUUGCCACUUUUUAUCCUUGCACAUAUAGUUUUAAUGAACUGAACUCUGUCUGUAAAGUAGCACAGCGUUGCCUCUCUGAAGUGGAACCAUCUUUGUUUUUCUUCAGUGUCCUCAUAUGAGAUCCUCAUUAGUGGAAAAAAAUACCAUCCGCCCCUCGAAAAUGUGUCUGGCCUCCUCCAGACUGUUUCAGCUAUCAGUGGUUUAAUGGUGACCCAUUUUUUACGUCUGCCUGAGCAACAAAACCGUCUCCUGACAGCUGGAGAUCUGGCUGACUUAACAUCUGUUUGUCCAGGAGAGGGAGAGGGAGAGGGCGAGCAAUCGGAUAUGUUUUGGUUGGAGAUGACACCGACCAGAGUCCCAAAGAGAUGAGGUAGAAAUAGAACAGAAGAAGUGACUGAGGACCAUGCCGACCAUGCAGAGCUCCGUCGUCCUGCUGAUCGUUAGCGUGCUGAUCGGUCUGAGCUGCUCCCUGAACCCAAGGGACCCGAAUGUGUGCAGCCUGUGGGAGAGCUUCACCACCUCAGUCAAAGAGUCGUACUUGCAUCCCUACGACCAGGUGACAGACGAGCCCUGUUCCGACCCUCGGACCUCCUACCGAUGCAUGCGCCACAGGAUCACCUACAAGACGGCCUACAGGCAGGCGGUGAAGACGGACUAUCGCAAGAGGUACCAGUGCUGUCCCGGCUACUACGAGAGCAGAGACAAAUGUGUCCCUCGCUGCACCAAGGAGUGUGUGCACGGCCGCUGUGUCGCUCCCGACCGGUGCCAGUGCGAGGGAGGCUGGCGAGGAGACGACUGUUCCAGCGCCUGUGAUGACAAACACUGGGGCCCCGGCUGCAGUAAUCAGUGCAAGUGUGAGAACGCAGCGCUCUGCGAUCCAGUGAAGGGGACGUGUCAGUGUCCCCCGGGCUUCAUAGGACGCCACUGCGAGGACUCGUGUCCAGCCGGCACCUUUGGGAAGGGCUGUCUGCAGAGGUGCAAGUGUGGGACCGGAGGGUCAUGUGACCAGCAAACAGGAGAGUGCUUAUGUCGGGACGGAUUCACGGGGACAUUCUGUGAGGCAGCGUGUUCCAGGAGGUGUCAGGCACGCUGCCCCUGCCAGAACGGCGGUAUCUGCCGGGGCAAAGGGAUCUGCGCCUGCCCCCCCGGAUGGACGGGGGCAGUCUGCACGGAGCGAUGUCCAGAGGGCAGGUUUGGACCAAACUGUGAAGCGGAGUGUGUUUGCCACAACAGGGGCAAGUGCGACCCAGAAACUGGACAGUGCCAGUGUGCUAAAGGUUUCACUGGUAACAGGUGUAACGAGGAGUGUGCGGCAGGAAGUUACGGUCAGGACUGCGAAGGCGUGUGCGACUGUGCAAACGGCGCUCGCUGCUACAACAUCGACGGAGGCUGUCUGUGCGAGCCGGGCUUCAGCGGCCCGCACUGCAGGGACAGGAUGUGCUCGCCCGGCAAAUACGGGAUGCACUGUGAACGCACGUGUCUCUGUCAGGACAAACACACACUCAGCUGCCAUCCAAUGAAAGGAGAGUGCACGUGCCAGCCGGGCUGGGCAGGGCUGUACUGUAACGAGACGUGCGCUCACGGUUUCUAUGGUCACGGUUGCCUGGAGCCGUGUCUGUGUGUGAAUGGAGGGGUGUGUCACAGCGCCACUGGACGGUGUCAGUGUGCCCCAGGGUUCACGGGGGUUCAUUGUGAGAGUCCGUGUAAAAGUGGCACCUACGGAAAAAACUGCUCCCUGGAGUGUUCCUGUAAAAACUUUGUCGACUGCUCGCCGAUGGACGGGACGUGCUUCUGCAAAGAGGGCUGGCGAGGACCGGGCUGUUCCACCCCCUGCUCUGAGGGAACCUGGGGCCCAGGAUGCAACGCCACCUGCCGCUGCGCCAACGGGGCGAAAUGUCACCCCGCAGAUGGAUCCUGCACCUGCACCGCCGGCUGGCAGGGGCCGCACUGUGACCAGCCAUGCCCUAUGGGCACUUUUGGGCCAGGCUGCCUGAAGAGGUGCGAUUGUGUCCGUGCCGACGGCUGCCAAGCCACCACCGGGGAGUGCCACUGUCUGCCAGGCUGGUGGGGUUCCCGCUGUAGCGAGCCAUGUUCAGAGGGCCUGUGGGGGCGCCACUGUAACCAGACCUGUUUCAAGCAUUGCCCCAACAGCGACACGUGCAUAAGGGAAACUGGGGAGUGUGUCUGUCGUCCAGGCUACUGGGGAGUCACCUGUCAGAACAAAUGCCGAGCUGGCAUGUUCGGCGAGCAGUGCAGCAUGUCCUGUCCGUCCUGUGCAGAGUCGUACCGCUGCCAUCAUGUGACAGGAGAGUGUGACUGCCUGCCUGGAUACACGGGACUCAACUGUGAUCAAGUUUGUCCAUCUGGCUUCUUUGGCAAACAGUGUUCUGAGGUGUGUGUGAACUGUGCCAACAACUCCACAUGCGACCACCGGGACGGUCACUGUGAGUGUUUGCCUGGCUGGACUGCGACUGACUGCUCCAAACCCUGUAGUCCCGGUCGGUUUGGAUCCUUCUGUACUCAGACCUGCUCCUGUCCCAACGACCUCGUCUGUGACCGCUUCACCGGAGACUGCAUUUGUGAAAGUGGAGACGAGGACUGCAAACAAGACUCGUCCGAGCGGACGGGCAGCGUCAUGGUCCCUCUUCCUCCUGGUGAGCGGGAGUCGUGGGGGGCCAUCAGCGGCAUCGUCGUGCUCGUCAUCCUCGUGGUGCUGCUGCUGGCUCUGCUGCUCCUGUACCGCCGCAGGCAGAAGGACAAGCAGAACAACACGCCGUCGGUUUCCUUUUCCACCAGCCGCACCGUCAACUCCGAAUACGCUGUUCCAGAUGUUCCUUACAGCUACCACCACUACUACUCCAACCCCAGCUACCACACGCUGAGCCAGAACAGGCCUCCGCUGCCGCAUCUCCCCAACAACCACGACCGCACCAUCAAGAAUACCAAUAACCAGCUGUUCUGCAGCGUGAAAAACAUGGAGCGGGAGAGACGGGGGCUGUUUGGGGUUGAGAGCAACGCGACGCUGCCUGCGGACUGGAAACACCACGAGCCCCGCAAAGACUCAGGAGCUUUUGGAAUCGAUCGGAGCUACAGCUACAGCGCCAGCCUUGGAAAAUAUUACAGCAAAGAGCUGAAGGACACGGUGGCGGUGAGCAGCAGCUCUCUGAACAGCGAGAAUCCUUACGCCACCAUCAAAGACCUGCCGGGUCUUCCCUUCUGCCCCCCGGAGUGCAGCUACAUGGAGAUGAAGUCGUCCGUGCCCCGAGAGCGAGCGUACACCGAGAUCAGCCCGCCGCCGUUCAACCCGGCCACCUUACACAGAGAGCGUCAGAGCUCCCUCGGCCACUCUUCACACGAGGACCCCCAGAGCCACUACGACCUCCCUGUGAACAGCCACAUCCCGGGACACUACGACCUGCCUCCAGUCCGCCGCCCGCCGUCCCCCACCCCGUCCCCCAGGAGAACACCUCAGUGACACGCUGCUCCCUCCUCUUCCUCACUUUGGGGAUGAUUUCCUGUGCUCGCUGAGAAAGAGCCAACUUCCUGCUCUGCUCUGACAAUCCAGAGCUGUUGACCUGCACCUACAGAGCAGCAGCGAGGGGGCGUCCGUCCCACUGAGGAACUACUGUUUACUGUGGAUGGACCCCCCCCCAGCUUUUUUAACUCAACAUCGCCCCUCUGUGGGCUGAGGUGGUACAUGCUCCACCGUGACAGACUUGUCAUCCAGUGUGGGGAGCCAGCAGCCUGUGGUGAGGAACACGUCAAACACCAAAGGCCUUCACGGCUAAACGCAGCAACUGGGGGAAUGUUUUUGUGUUUGAACUCAUCCAGACGUGCUGUAAAUGAAGAUUUCCAUAGUUUGCUCGCCACUGAUCAGCUGCUGUACAUGUUUGACGCCUCCUUCCAGCAGAGACCUGAUGUUUACCUUUUUAUCAUCAAGAAAUGACAAAUAUCGUCGUGGAUUGAAGAUUUCAUUUGCUUUUUUGGGGGGGGAAUUGAGACCAUCUGGCAGCUUUGAUUGAACUCAUCACAUCUGGACUUCUGCUCCUUGUUAAACUCUUUUACAAAAAAAACUUUUAUAGAUGCGUAGGUUCAAGUCUUACCAGAAAAAAACAAUCUUGAAAAUAAUCAUUGUUACAGAUGAACGACCAAAAACUAUUUCUUUACUUCUGAUAAGUCAGGAUUUCUGAGACAUAUCACAAGAUGUUAGUUCCAGUAUUUCACCCCCCGAAAGUCAAGAGUAACGGUAUUUUACAAUAAUCCAUAUAUCGCUUUUUUUUUUAAACAAAAUGUGGCAUUUAGAGACACACGCGUGUGACUCACCUCCUGCUGCUGCCAGAUGAAACCUUUGUAAAUAUAAAAUGAAAUAUAUUGUUCUCCACGGUGACGCAGAAGAAAAAGCCCUGUUUUAAGAUGAACAUGUUGUUAAAGAGAUAAUUUACAUUUAUGAAUAGAUACCAAAGGUCAGUGUGAACAAAGUGAAAAUCUAAACCGAGGUCCAACUCAAAUGAAAGCAGCAUAAUGAAUGUUAAUGCAGAGUUCAGCAGUUUGUUGUUUAAAGAGCACAUUCGCCCAAAAUACAGAGUUUUAUAAAGUUGUUUAAUGUUUUGAUAUUUUAUCAUGAACCGUUUUUACUGGAACGAUCUUGUAAAAAAGAUCAGCAAAAAAACAAUCAAAAAACUAAAUAGAAAUGUGGCUAUUGAUUUUUUUUUCAUCUAGAUCCAUGAAUUAUUCUCCGGGGGAAACUGAACAUAUCAUAAAAUGCAUUUUCUUGCAAUGUCUAUUUUAAAUCUUUUUCCAACCUGAGAAAGAAAUCAGCCGACCUGCUUUUAAGUUUGUCAUUUUUUCUUAUUUCUGUUUUUGUUAACCUGGGUGUUGAGUUGCCUUUAAAUGAUUUUUCAUAACGUGUUUUUAAUCGAUACCGAGUCAAAGCUUCAUUAUCCGGUCAGAUAACAGAAACCCUGUUCACCACCGAGAAUGUACGUUGAGCUUGAAACGCUUUAGGUUGGUGUAGAGCUUCAGCUUUUUUAAAACACAUGACCAUAUAUUUUUGAAUGUAACCAUGGUAACAUGUUGUGUAUAUACUGUAAAUAAAAAUGGCUGCACCUUU
Hippoglossus stenolepis (Pacific halibut) is the source of this 5286-nucleotide messenger RNA. It is a transcript of the gene pear1, whose product is annotated as platelet endothelial aggregation receptor 1. The transcript has 23 exons. The record is from RefSeq and is a predicted model, not a curated record. NCBI's taxonomy places the organism in Eukaryota, Metazoa, Chordata, Actinopteri, Pleuronectiformes, Pleuronectidae. Bases 580 to 3651 code for a protein of 1023 amino acids. Gene Ontology annotation, molecular function: protein binding; scavenger receptor activity.